AUGGACAGCCAAACGAGCAAACGCCGUCGUACUGACGACGCAGAGUCGCCUUCAAUCCACAAGAGCGAAGAACUCUGGCUUCCAGACGGCAACAUCGUGAUAGUCGUGUCGGACGGGACCGCAUACCGCGUGCUCAAGAGCUUCCUUGGUCUCCACUCUGAAGUCUUCCGCGACCUCUUCUCUGCUGCAAGCUCCAGCGCGGACGAGCAAUAUGACGGGUGCGAUGUUGUCCAAUUACCGGAUCCUCCUGAGGAUAUCCGCCAUCUUCUGAAAGCGUUGCAUUUCCGAGACUAUGCCGUGACGAAGGGGCUAGAUUCGGAAGCCAAUUUGUCGCUUCUGUGUAGCCUCAUGCGAUCUUCCUCGAAAUAUCUCGUCGAAAGUAUCAGAAAGGAUGUCGCGGCACAUCUUACCACGCUCUUUCCAUCCAGCCUAGAAGAAUAUAGGUCCCCGACCCGUCUGUCAGCCUUAAGUAGCGAUUUCAACGGUAUUUUAGGUGUCAUCGUCGGAGAAGAAUGUCUUCCCAUCAUCCUCCCCAUCGCCUAUUACCAGUGCGCCAUUCGUCCCAUUGAAGAAACUCUCGAUGGAAUCGACAUUGAUGGUCGACGCGUCACUCUCCCUCCAACCGCUCAACGCACUGCCCUCAUCUUCCGUCAACGACUUUAUGAAAAGACGCACGACGACGGAAAUUUUGCCCAUUAUCUAGUUGAUAUCGAGGGAGACGGUUGUUGCGGGGCUGGAAUCAAGUUCGCCCUCGAGCUCAUGUAUAGUUCGUCGAGGUCCCUGGAGUAUGAUGUCUUGAUGAAGUUAAUCAUGGGCAGUGAUGACGAACCCCAGGGUUUUGACAUCUGUGGUGAAUGUGAAACCCAGUUGGAGGACCUUGAGUCAGAUCAUCAGAUUGAAGUGUGGCAUGCAUUACCUGAAUGGUGUGGCAGAGAGAGCUGGGAUAGCUUACAGAUAGAUGAUGACGCGUAG
Stereum hirsutum FP-91666 SS1 is the source of this 972-nucleotide messenger RNA. RefSeq lists its product as uncharacterized. Bases 1 to 972 code for a protein of 323 amino acids. Gene Ontology annotation, molecular function: protein binding. The transcript has 3 exons. The record is from RefSeq and is a predicted model, not a curated record. Lineage: Eukaryota; Fungi; Basidiomycota; Agaricomycetes; Russulales; Stereaceae.